This is a messenger RNA of Physella acuta, 1199 nucleotides long. RefSeq lists its product as uncharacterized. The record is from RefSeq and is a predicted model, not a curated record. Lineage: Eukaryota; Metazoa; Mollusca; Gastropoda; Physidae.
AAAUACAAGAUUUCCAAAGUCUAACAUGAGUGUUUUCACUCACACUGGCAGAAUCACUUAAACUUAAAGUUGACUCUUAUAGGCAGCUGAGAUUAAAUGCACGAACACUUGCCACGCUGCUAAUAGUGUACGUAAGUCAUGGCCGAGCCUGAAAGCUUGAUCGCUCGAGCCGGGAUCGUCCGAGGCCGCAAGAACAGCGUGCCGAAACUGCUCCAGUCAAUCCAAAUGGACACCAUCAAGAUAAAACAGAUUACCAGUGACAAACUGGCAAUGCCGCUCCUUAGACAAAUGAAAAAAAAUAAACCGACGCUUAUGUUGCCUAACGAAAGGAAGCUCAGGUUAGACCGCCAGAGAAGAGCCCUAUCCGUCACUGGAUUAGAUCGCGUCAACUCGUCAAUCUCCGCUUCUAUCGUAGAACACAGAAAGUUGAUAAAAGCAAAGCUAGAAAACAACAACACAAUUUGGCACGGGUUCCGAUACCAUUCCAACGGAGAUGAAAGGCAGCCCCGCACCAAAAGUUUACCCAGUUUUGUUUCUGAAAAGCCAAAGUUUUCUGCUCCAUCCAGCGCGAUCUAUGGAUUUGUGCAGAACCCAAGUAAAAUUGGUAUUGCGCCGCUGGCAGACUUGCGCGUACAAAAAUUUCAAAGGGAAUUUAUGGAAGAUAUUAUGCGGAGUGGCAACAGUGGGAUUUUAGCACAGCAUCGUUCACUAUACGCCCGCCCUUCAGCACCUUUUGCACCGAACCGAUGGCGUACUAUGUCCGAACCAGUUGCCAGUAAAAUAGUGGAGAAAGAUUCAAGGGGAGGCAACAGCGGGCUGCAACAGGCAAAUAAUUCUUUUAACAUGCGAUAUGGUGUGACUUCGCAACUUUUUGCUUUAAGGAAACCCGCACUCGAAGAGUGUAAGAAACAAGAGUUAGAAAUAAUGAACCGAACACAAAAAUCUGUAGAUUCUUUCAUAAACAACAUUGCCAAGAUGAAAAAGAAAAAAACGGCAGAAGAACUGAGCGAGGAUGGAGCGAUCAUUGCAGAAAUACAUAAAAGAAUCAGCCAAACCUAGAUAAUCAUAAGGAAGACCAGACGAGAUCUAUUAUUUUCAGUUUCAGGCACGUUCUCAUUUUAGUGAAAAAAUAAUAAUGGAGAUCUUUUUAUAGUGGGCUACUCUAAAAUGUUUGUGCCAUAAUGUAAAUUAAAGAUAAA